AAGUAGAUUGUUCUUAGCAUGGCGCAAAUGAAUACUUUGCAAUAGUGAUUGCUAGUACUAGUGAAUUUGUAAGAAAUUAAUAAUAUGGAUAUGUAAUUUCCACGUGAGACGUUAUCAUAAAAAAGACUGAGUAAGAUUUUAUUGUGAUGGCGUCAGGUGUGGGAGAACAAGCGCAUGGUAGCGUGGCCUCCCAGUUCUCCAGCAAUGAGAACGACACAGCCUUUGACAUGACCACCAGCGAGAAGGUGGUGGAAUUGUUAAACCAGGCAGCACUCAUCUCUACAGAGGAAAAGCUUAUUGUUCUCAAACAGGUGCAGGAGUUGAUUAUCAACAAGGACCCUUCAUUGCUUGAUAAUUUUCUGGAUGAAAUCAUCGCAUUUCAGACUGAUAAGUCAAUUGAGGUGCGAAAGUUUGUCAUCGGAUUCAUUGAGGAGGCAUGCUACACCUUGUGUGAGGAGGGAAAGUUGGCUCUGGAGCAGUUGUUAAAGUUUAUGGUGCACCCUGCCAUCUCCAGCAUUAAUCUCACCACUGCACUUGGAUCACUGGCUACGCUGGCCAGACAGCGGCCCAUGUUCAUGUCUGAGGUGGUGCAGGCAUAUGAGACGCUACAUGCUAACUUGCCCCCGACUCUGGCUAAGUCUCAAGUGAGCAGUGUGCGCAAGAACCUGAAGCUGCACUUGGUCUCAGUGCUGAAGCACCCCAGCAGCGUGGACUUCCAGGGCCAAAUUUCCACUCUGCUGUUGGACCUUGGUAUGUCUCAGAGCGAGAUCACCCGCUGCACGCCAGCCACGGUACAGCCCCGUAAGAGACUCCACCAUGAGCCCUAUGUCGAGGGCAAGAGGAUCAAGAUGGAGGCCACUCUAGUGGAGGAUGAUGAUGAUAAGGAAGAACCAGCUCCAGUCGUCACCCCAAAACCAUCCUCCUCCGCUGGCACCCAAUCAUCCAUCGACCUCACUGCUGAGUUCCUGUUGCCUCUGCUGAACCCAGAGAAUGUGGCCAACCUGGUGCUCAUCAGUAUGGUUUACCUGCCUGAAGUGAUGCCGGCCUCUUUCCAGGCCACCUACACACCUGUAGAAUCGGCCGGCACUGAUGCUCAGAUCAAACAUUUAGCCAGGCUGAUGGCCACACAGAUGACUGCGGCUGGACUGGGACCAGGGCUGGAGCUGUGUAAGGCUCGAGAUGAAGAGGUGAAGGAGGAAGAUGGCGGAGCGGGUGAGUCCAGCUCCAAAGACCCUCUCAUCAUCCGCAAACUGUCUGCUGUGUCCCUGGUCAGAGCUCCUGGGGCCAGUGGCAGAAAAAAAGUGUUCAAAUUGGCUGACGUGGUGCAGCCUUUCUCAGAGGCUCAGAUCGAGAAACUCGCCAACAUGGCCAUCAAGCGGAUCCUUCAAUCAGAAAAGGCCAUUGCACAGAGUGGGAAGUCCCAUGUCCGUGUGAAGUUGCUUGCACGGUUGGUGACCCAGUUUGAGGAUGGGAAGAAAAAUGACUUGUUGCAGUUUAUUUUGGAGGAUAUGCGGGGCAGAAGUGAGCUGGCCUUUUCUCUGCUGUUCCAUGAGUACAAUGAAUACCUGAGUCAGCAGCCCUCGGGCUCUCUGGACAGCUAUGAGCACUGUCUGUUCACACUGCUGUCCGGCCUGCAGGAGAAACCUGAGCAGAGGGAUGGGCUUUUCACCAAGCUUGUGUUGGAGGCUCCGGUCAUUACAGACUCUGCACUGGAGGUGAUUCAACGCUACUGUGAGGACGAGUCACGUGUUUACCUGGGCAUGUCCACAUUAAAGGAGCUUAUCCUCAAACGCCCCUCCAGACAGUACCAGUACCUCAAUGUCCUUCUGAACCUCAGCUCUCACGAAAAAGAAAAGGUGCGGUCCACUGCUCUCAGCUUCAUCAAGCGCAUGUAUGAGAAGGAACAUCUGAAGGACUGCAUUGAGAAGUUCGCUCUGACCUACAUGCAGUUUCUGGUCCACCCAAACCCACCUUCUCUUCUGUUUGGAGCAGGAGAGGAUACAGAGGUGGCGGCUCCCUGGACAGAGGAGACAGUGCGGCAGUGUCUUUACCUCUAUCUCUCCCUCCUUCCCCUCAACCAUUGUCUGGUGCACGAGCUGGCUGCCGUCUACACCGAGGCCAUCGCCGACAUCAAACGCAGUGUGCUCAGGGUCAUUGAACAGCCUAUAAGAGGAAUGGGAAUGAGCUCUCCUGACCUGCUGCUCCUGGUGGAGGACUGUCCUAAAGGAGCGGAGACGCUGGUCACUCGCUGUCUGCACAUACUCACUGAUAAAGUGCCUCCAUCUCCUGAGCUGGUGGAGAGGGUGAGGGAUCUUUAUCAUAAGCGAGUGCCAGAUGUUCGUUUCCUCAUCCCGGUGAUCAAUGGCCUGGAGAAGGUUUCCACUAACCUGUGUUUUGGGGAGAAGAACGUGUACACCUCUGAGGUGCUGGCUGUGGUGAUGCAGCAGCUGAUGGAGCAGACCCCUCUCCCCAUACUGCUGAUGCGUACGGUCAUCCAGUCCCUCUCUAUGUACCCUCGCCUGGCCGGCUUCGUCAUGAACAUCCUAGCCCGACUCAUUCUCAAACAGGUGUGGAAGUAUCCUAAAGUGUGGGAGGGCUUUGUAAAGUGCUGCCAGCGCACCAAACCCCAGUCCUACAACGUUCUCCUCCAGCUGCCUCCACCACAACUGGCUAGUGUGUUUGAGCGCUGCCCGGAGAUGAGGGAGCCUCUCCUACAGCACGUUCACUCCUUCACCCCUCACCAACAAGCCCACAUUCCAGCAUCUCUUAUAUUCUGUCUAGAAUAUAUUUCUGGCCUCUGCAUCACAUCUGAUCAACACAAAGAUUUUUAG
Molecule: messenger RNA, 2831 nt
Organism: Sinocyclocheilus rhinocerous
Lineage: Eukaryota; Metazoa; Chordata; Actinopteri; Cypriniformes; Cyprinidae
Product: symplekin-like
Exons: 23
Coding region: 147-2831 (894 amino acids)
Cellular component (GO): mRNA cleavage and polyadenylation specificity factor complex
Source: RefSeq, a predicted model, not a curated record